AUGCCGAAGAAACCUAUCGAUACAAAUAAACCUCGCGGUCCAAUAACGGCUUAUGCCUUAUUUGUUCGGACAUGUCGCGAUGAAUUACGCCGGAAAUAUCCUCAUUUAACUGUUGAUUAUAAUGUUAUUGCUAAAAAAUGUUCUGAUCGUUGGAAAUUAAUGAAUGAUAAUGAAAAAAAACGUUUUAAUGAUAUUGUUGAUUCACAACGUAAACGUUAUAAAGAAGAACUUGCUGUCUAUCAACAAGAACAAUUAAUUAAACAACAACAACAGGAAAAACAAGAAUCACAAACAUCAUCAAUAUUAUGUCAAACAUCAACAGCACAAUAUUUUGUUGAACCAACACAACAACAUAUAACAGUUAAUAUACAAAAAAAAUCAAUAAAAAAACGUGAACGAAAACCAAAAGAUCCUUAUGCACCAAAAAAGCCGUUAUCAGCUUAUUUUCUUUUUUGUGCUGAUGAACGACCUAAAAUUCAGAGUUCACAAACAGGAAUGUCAAUCAGUGAUACAGCACGCGAACUAGGUAUUCGAUGGAAGCAAGUAUCCGCGGAAUCAAAACUACAAUACGAAAAAACUGCAUCUGAAAAGAAACAUGUUUAUCAAACUGAAAUGGCACUUUAUAAGCAUCAAACAUCAACGAAUUUAUCACCACCAGAAACUCCUCAAACACCAUCAACACCUCAUGAUUAUCAAUUAACAUUAUCUUCAAUACCUAUGCAACAAUGUGCACAAAUACAAUUUGAUAAUAAUGAUAUAAAUGAAAGUCAAACUGAAUUUGAUACAAUAAUAAAUGAAAAUAAUGACUAA
Rotaria sordida is the source of this 810-nucleotide messenger RNA. The record is from the annotation of a GenBank genome assembly. Lineage: Eukaryota; Metazoa; Rotifera; Eurotatoria; Philodinida; Philodinidae.